CUUGUUUAAAUGUUAACCGAUCUUUAUUAUAAAAAUCUUUUUUUUAAUUUAGCAAUAUUAAUAAUAAAAAAGUUUAACUUAUCUUACAAUGUUUUUCUUGGUUUCUGUGUAAUGUCAUAUAAUUUCGUUUUUGCAUAAGAGUUUUCUAAAUUAUAUUGGUAUGGAACAACAAAAUAAUCUAAAAAUAUUAACCAAAGAAACAUAUGAAGAGAUAUGUGACUAUAUAGACGUGUUGUUAAAUGAUGGCAAAGAUUUGAAUCGAUACAACUUUAUUGAACAAAGCUUAAAAAAAAAAUUUAUUUAUGUAGAUCCAAGAAGUUUAUUAAGUAUUGCUGAUCAAAGAGUUCAAAAGUACACCAUUCAACGACAUCGAAUAGCAUUCAAUGACUCACUUUUAAACAAAUAUAAAGAUUUAAAAAAAGUAUCAAUAAAUCCAUUGCUAGAUUUAGCUAACAAUUUAAAAAUGCCUUCCAUGUUGGUGGCAAAAGCUUUAAUGCAGGAAAAAAUGAAAAGUGAAAAGCAAAAUGAUUGUACCAAUUUAUUAGUUGAAACAUCUGGUAUUACAUAUAACAAUAGUACCGAUGAAUUGUCUACCACUACAAUUAAUACUUCUUUUAACGAAACGACAGAAGAAAAAUUAUCAUCUCAACUUCAGUGGUUAUCAAAUGCUAUUUUGUUAAAAUUAAAAAAGAAUAAAGAAGUAAAAGGGGACAAUAGUUCAUUGGGAGAUAUUAAUUUAUCUUUGAACUCUUCUACUACCUCUACACUAUCUUGUACAUUGUCCAACCAUUAUCUUACAACAAAUUCUUAUUUAAUUAAGGAUGAUCCCCAAUUAGCUUAUCAAGUAUUUAUAUGUUCAGUUAUGGAUUCAUUUUAUGGCAGUUGUGCAGAACAACUCAAAAGUCUUAAUGGGAAAAGAUAUGAGCAAAUUUUACGUAAUAAAAUCAAUAAAAAUGGUGACUCAAUAAAUUCUCAAUAUUGGACUGAAAGUGAAUGCAGAGCUCGCGGCUUAGACAUGACCCCUGACAUCGUACUUCAUGAACCACUUGCUGUUGUUCAAAAUGAAGAUAAUCAUUUUUUUGUCAACUGGAUUGAAUCAAAAGCUAUGUUUGGUUGUGAAGGUUUUCGUACAAGAGGAGCUUUUCAUAAGCAAUUAUUUCCUUACUGGAAUAGGUAUGGUCCAGGAGUAGUAAUUUACUGGUUUGGAUAUGUAGAAGAAAAAUCUGAAGAAAAUGAUUUUACUAAGUAUUGUUUAUUAGCAGAUGAUUGGCCACCAAAAAACAGUAAAAUAUUACGUUAUGGUAGCAGCAUAAGAAAAAAAAUUUGA
Messenger RNA from Daktulosphaira vitifoliae (grape phylloxera), 1327 nucleotides. RefSeq names its product CDAN1-interacting nuclease 1. The transcript is spliced from 4 exons. NCBI's taxonomy places the organism in Eukaryota, Metazoa, Arthropoda, Insecta, Hemiptera, Phylloxeridae. Bases 161 to 1327 code for a protein of 388 amino acids. The record is from RefSeq and is a predicted model, not a curated record.